This is a messenger RNA of Coccinella septempunctata (seven-spotted ladybird), 971 nucleotides long. Its product is annotated as brachyurin-like. The transcript has 3 exons. Gene Ontology annotation, molecular function: serine-type endopeptidase activity. The record is from RefSeq and is a predicted model, not a curated record. The coding region runs from base 60 to 893 and encodes 277 amino acids. Gene Ontology annotation, biological process: proteolysis. Lineage: Eukaryota; Metazoa; Arthropoda; Insecta; Coleoptera; Coccinellidae.
UAUUUAUAGCGGAUAUAUUAAACAGAACGUCGAUUAGUUUUCUCAUUGCCGCAGUAAGAAUGUUGAGAGCAGUUUUAAUUUCUAUUUUAUUCAUUACGCAAAGUUUUGGAAGUAGUCUUUCGCUCAUGCCUAGAGUUCAUCCUCCAAAUAAAAAAGUAGGUGGACGAAUCAUUGGUGGCGACGAAGCAGCACCGCAUGCUUAUCCAUAUCAGGUUGGCCUUUCAAUCAAUGGGGGUAUGUCUUUCUGCGGUGGAAGUCUCGUGUCGAGGAAUUAUGUGCUCACCGCUGCCCACUGUGCUGUUGUAAUAUCUACGGUAGAAGUGAUACUAGGGGCUCACAACAUUACCAAACAAGAAACAACACAACUGAGAUUGAAUGGAGAAGAAAUUAAAAUUCAUGAGCAAUAUGAUGCCAACCUUCAUCGGAAUGAUAUUGCCUUGAUCAAACUCAACGAAUCUGUUUCUUUAACUUAUGCAGUCCAGAUAAUAAAAGUCCCGAACUUAUCCCAGGCUGAAAGAACAUAUGAGAAUAUGUUCUCAAUUGCAACCGGUUGGGGGUUGACAAGAGAUAAAGCUUCACCAACCAUCGAUGACAUGUCGGAUGUAUUACAAGUUCUGUCCGCCCCGAUAAUGAAUGUAGAUGUUUGUGGGGAGUACUACAAUGACGAAGAUACUAUAUUCAUCACGAAAUCCAAUUUAUGUACGUCUGGCUACAGAAACAAGGGGACGUGUAAAGGUGAUUCGGGUGGUCCCCUUGUGUACGAUGGUGUUUUGAUUGGAAUUUCAUCUAUUGGCUCUACAAGAUGUGAAGAAUGUUACCCUUCCAUAUAUACAAGUGUAGGUUCUUACCUUGACUGGAUUAAAAAUAAUUCAGAUGUAAAAAUUGUAAAUUGAAAAUGUUGACCCAAGUGGAAAAUUGAUUUUAUAUUCUAUUUUCAAGGAAAAUUAAUUUUAUUAAAGAAUUAAAAGAAA